GGAUUGGUUACUACGAACAAACAUUUCACCAAUCAGAAUCAGAUUAGCCGGAAUAGCGGUGAUAAAAAAACCGUGGACGAGCCAGUGCUUUUUACUUACACAGAUGAAGUUAGUAGCGUUCAGAUUAUCAGAUUAUUUAACAGCUAAUUAACAAAUAAACCACGUAAAAAAUGGCUAAACCCCAUGUCGUUAAUUGUUGAUGCGUGUCUCUCACUUUGUUUGUUUGACUUUUAGCUCGCUGAGGUAAUCGAGCUAAUUUCCCACAAUGGCAGAGCAAACAAAAAAAAUCAAAUGUAUAAAAAACAUACAUCUGGCAAAAUCCACUAAAGACAAAUUGGAUAAAUUCAACAGAAUAAGGGGUGCUGAGGUGAAAUCUUGUGGGUUUUGGGACCUGGUGGUGAUCACAGCAGUAGAUGAAGAUCAAAGGUGUUGGUAUGAAGCUCAGCUACAGGAGAAGAUCCGCAGGCGAGAGCUUCCCCUCAAUGUUUAUCAUGUGUUUGCAGAUCCUCCAGGCUACAAAAUCGGUAAUGGAGGCUCAACACUACACGUUCUGCAGCUCCUGAGUGAUGAGUAUGGAGAGUCUUUAUCCAGAUUCAGAGUGCUCCUCAUCCACGCUGGAGGGUGGAGUCAGCGUUUACCCCACGCCAGCGCUCUGGGGAAGAUCUUCAUGGCUCUUCCACUGGGAGAUCGUGUGUAUCAGAUGUUGGAUCUGAAGCUGCUCAUGUAUGUGGAUUUUCCUGCUCACAUGAAUCCUGGCGUGUUGGUCACAUGUGCUGAUGACAUCGAGCUCUACAGUGCCAUCCCCAGGGUGGAGUUUAAUAAACCUGGCUUCACCGCUCUCGCACACCCCUCCCCCCUGUCCAUCGGCCAGUCACACGGCGUGUUUGUUCUCGAACCCGGAGAUGAGCCGCCUGUCCAUGAUGUGGAAUAUAGAACCUGUCUCCAGUUCCUGCACAAGCCUAGUGUGGAAGUAAUGCACAGGAGUGGCGCUGUAAUCAGGAAGCAGGAUGAUGAAGUGGUCUACACGGACAGCACGUAUUACAUCAGUUAUGGCACGGUGGAGACGCUGCUGGUCCUGUUCAGAGAAAUCGGACCUCUGAGGUGUGAGAUUGACGCCUACGGAGACUUUCUGCAGAGUUUAGGAACCAGCGCUACGGCUGAGUACAUCAACAACACUGAGAAUGUGAUGAAGAAGGAGAAAGAUCUGGUGGAGGCCAGAAAGAAGAUCUUUGAGCAUCUAAGAGGAACAAAGCUGAAUGUUGUAAUCCUCAAUGAGUCAAAAUUCUACCACCUGGGCACCAUAGAAGAGUACCUGUUCCACCUCACUGUAGAUCCGUGUCUACGAGAGGAACUCGGCCUCCAGACCAUCACCUUCAGCUCAUGUCCUCUGGACGUAUGUGAGAAUAAAAACGUGUGUGUCAUACAGAGCAUCGUCCACCCAAGUGCACGAGUGUGUGAGAGCAGUGUGGUGGAGUUCUCCAGGCUGGAGGAUGGAGUCGAGCUGGGCCGGAGCUCCAUCAUCAGUAGCUGCUGGGUGGAAAGGGGUCUCUUCGUUCCCUCCAACACCUUCAUGCACUCGUUCGCCGUGUGUUCAGAUGGCAGGACGAAAUUCAUCACUGUGGCAUUUGGCAUUCAGGAUGAUCUGAAGAAGACGGUGUCCAGCCGUGAAGACGUGAGCAGGUUGGAGGUGUUUGGUGUUUCUGUGGGAGAGUGUGUGAGUCGCUGGGGACUGAGCGUAGGGGACAUCAGGGUCUCAGGAGACGGCUGUGUGUGUAACCUUUGGACCUGCUGCAUGUUUCCCGUGUGUGAGGACAUGAAGACCUCAUUCUCUAUCACGCUUCAGAUGGUCCAAGCAGCUCAUGGAGAUGGAGUUGUGAGUUUACACAAAUACACACUGCUCUCACUGCAGGACAUCCUCCACCACAAAGAUCUGGAGACCAUGUUGCGGUUCAGAAACGAUCUGUAUGAGGUAAUUCUGCAGGGAAAAUGAGAUGCAACACAUCAGGACUACCAACAUCUGGGAAAAAUAUCAAGAUCUUAUAUAUCUUAUAUAAUAUAUCGUAUAUCCAGCUAAAUGGAACACAUCGCAUUUAAAAAAAAUUAAGCCCUUAUCUCCUGCAAUGUGUGUUUGUGUUUCAGAAUUUACUGUCUACGAUCUCCUCACAUCACAAUCUCUUCACGUCACUAUCUCCUCGUGUCACUAUCUUCUCACGUCACAAUCUCUUCACAUCACCAUCUCCUCACGUCACUAUCUCCUCAUGCCACAAUCUCUUCACGUCACUAUCUCCUCAUGUCACUGUCUCUUCACGCCACUAUCUCACGUCACUAUCUCCUCACGCCACAAUCUCUUCACAUCACUAUCUCCUCACGUCACUAUCUCCUCACAUCACAAUCUCUUCACAUCACUAUCUCCUCACGUCACUAUCUCCUCACAUCACAAUCUCUUCACGUCACUAUCUCCUCAUGUCACUGUCUCUUCACGCCACUAUCUCACGUCACUAUCUCCUCACGCCACAAUCUCUUCACGUCACUAUCUCCUCACAUCACAAUCUCUUCACGUCACUAUCUCCUCAUGCCACAAUCUCUACACGUCACUGUCUCACGUCACUAUCUCCUCAUGCCACAAUCUCUACACGUCACUAUCUCCUCACGCCACAAUCUCUACACGUCACUAUCUCACGUCACUAUCUCCUCAUGCCACAAUCUCUUCACAUCACUAUCUCACGUCACUAUCUUCUCACGCCACAAUCUCUUCAGGUCACUGUCUCCUCACGUCACUAUCUCCUCACGUCAUGAUCUCUUCACAGGGUUCUGAUUCUCUUUCUCUGCACUCUGACUGUCAGCAGGUUUUAAAGCUCUGAUGAUGUGUAUAAAUUUGCUCUGAUUCUUGAUAUUGUAGAAAAUAUAUAAAAUAUAAAAAAAAUAAAAUUCUGUUCUGUUCUCUUCUGUAUCAACUGAUUAUUAUUAUCAGAACACACUUAAAACACCAGUUCAGUUUUAUUUUUAUAGAAAUGCUAAGAAGAGACUCACAGCAGCUUUACAGAAAUCCAGAUGUUUUUAUUUGAUAUUUAAAAGUUUUAUAUUUUAGACUCAUAAUGUGAAGAUAGAGAGAAACAAAGUUACAGCUCUGUUUUAUCUUUGUCCUCACACACACACACACACUUGUACAUAAACACACACACACACACACACACACACUCAUAUACACAAGCACACACACAUAUACACAAACACACACUCAUAUUCACAAACAAACACUCAUAUACACAACAUCGUUAACUAAGUUGUUUAACACGUUUCGAUGUAAAUAUGAGGAAAUGAAGCUGAAAUUCUGAUCUAUCGUCUCAUAUUCAUCGUUUGAUCUCA
This is a messenger RNA of Ictalurus furcatus (blue catfish), 3366 nucleotides long. It is a transcript of the gene fpgt, whose product is annotated as fucose-1-phosphate guanylyltransferase. Bases 266 to 1990 code for a protein of 574 amino acids. Gene Ontology annotation, molecular function: transferase activity, transferring phosphorus-containing groups. The record is from RefSeq and is a predicted model, not a curated record. The transcript is spliced from 4 exons. Lineage: Eukaryota; Metazoa; Chordata; Actinopteri; Siluriformes; Ictaluridae.